Dipodomys ordii (Ord's kangaroo rat) is the source of this 2379-nucleotide messenger RNA. It is a transcript of the gene Znf473, whose product is annotated as zinc finger protein 473. NCBI's taxonomy places the organism in Eukaryota, Metazoa, Chordata, Mammalia, Rodentia, Heteromyidae. The transcript has 4 exons. The record is from RefSeq and is a predicted model, not a curated record. The coding region runs from base 1 to 2379 and encodes 792 amino acids.
AUGGACGGGGAGUCAGCCCUGGAAGGAUGGGGACGAUCGGCAGCACUGCCAGUCGUGGAUAUGGAGGGGGAGGAGCAGCCGCCUCAAGACCACUGGCAAGCAGCCAUGGCUGAGAGGCCAGAUGUCAUGCUGCACUUGCCAGGUGCCCUGCCUUGGCUGUGCCUUCGGCCUGGAUGUCCUGCCAAUGUCCUCCCCAGCUUAGCCCCGCCAUUCCUGGCCCUGCUGGGGCCUCUGCCCGCCCUCUGCUCCCAUCCUUAUGGAGAAGAAGAGCCGCAGGCUCUGGGCAGAGAGAGGCCAAACGUGAUGGGCUCAAACUCGUCAGAGAGCAGGAGCUCCCCCCUGCUGCAGGAGUCCUUGGGAGAUGGACUCCCUCAGGAGAUUUUGGACGCACUUGCUAAAGACAGCCGCUGGACCCCCAGCUUCGAAUCCUGUUUAAGUGACAGCUGUUUAGAGAGUUUGCUGGGAGAUCUAGAAAACCUUCUGGGCUCUGAGGUCACCCAUGAAGAGAGUCCUAUGCCACGCAAGCAUGGCAGCCAUCCCGGGAACCUCCCUCGCAUCGGAGAGAGUCCUGAAGAGAGCCUCCUGGCAGGCAGGUCAAAAGAGGACAGCAGUGCAGAGCCGAGGCAGGAACAGUGGGGAAACUCUAGCCUAGGUUCCCACCCCGUGGAGCACCAGGGGGUCCACGCCCAGGAGAAGCCCCCCACGAGUGCCGACCAGAGGGGCCUCAGCCAGCGUGUGUUCUUUUUAGUGUGGCCCAUUCAGCCCAGGUCCAAAGCCCACGCAUGUAAAGAGUGUGGGAGGUGUUUUCCUCGGAGUGUGGACCUCCAGCGCCAUCAGAGAGUUCACGCUCGGGGACAAAGUGGGGCCCCAGCUGCGUGUCACCCUCAGCGUGUUUGGUGCCAGAAACCUCUCCGAAUCGUGAAGGCCUACAAGUGUGAGCAGUGUGAGCGUGCGUUCACGCGGGCCUCGCAGCUGGCCGGCCACCGCCAAAGCCACAGGGAGACAGGCAGAAGCACCACCAAGCGACCUUCGGCUGCAAGAAGCCCUUCCUGUAGUACUGCCAUGCGUGCCAUGCAUGCCACCCCCGUGGCUGAGUGCCAGCAGUGCGGGAAGGCCUUCAGGCGGCUGGCCAUGCUCACCCUGCACCACGCGGCCCACAUGGGACAGAAACCCUAUCGAUGUGGCAAGUGUCAGAAAGCCUUCAGCCACGCCACCACCCUGAGGCGCCACCAGUGGAGCCACGCGGGCAAGCUGCCUUACCAGUGUGGCACCUGUGGCAAGGCGUUCUGCCAGCAUGGGCGCCUCCGCGAUCACCAGCGCAGCCACACGGGGGACAGGCCCCACCUGUGUCCGCACUGCACCAGGAGCUUCAGUCACGCCAGGCAACUCCUUCGUCACCAGUCCAGUCACGGUGCAGGGCAGCUCUUCCGCUGUGCCCAGUGCCAUGAGGCCUUCAGCCGCAGAGAACAUCUGGAGCGGCACCAGAGGAGUCACAUCAUCGAGGCCCCACACCAGUGUCCCCACUGUGGCGAGCGCUUCGUGUGUGGCUCCACCCUGCACUGUCACCUGGCCGGUCACAGCAGACAGAAGCCAGGCCUCCAUGCGGGCGGGGAUGUCAUGGGGGAACAUGGUGCCCGCUUCAGGUGUGGCAGAUGUGGGGAAAGCUUCCGCCUCCGCAAACACCUGGCACAGCAUGAGAGGAUCCAUGCCAGAGCCUCUGUGUGCCCAGGGUGUGGGAAAGCCUUCCGCCAUGCUCCACAGCUCCAUCACCACCUGAACACCCACUGUGGGGUGAGGCUGCAGGAGAAGGCUGGGCUCAGCAGCUCCCUCCCUCAUCCCCAGAGCUCCCACCUCUCAGAGCCUCCGUUCAUCCAUGCCACAGAGAAGUCGCUGAAAUGCACACAGUGUGGCCUCAUGUUCACGCACAGGAGCAGCCUCACUCAGCACCAGAGAUCGCACCCCGCCAGAAAGCACUUCCCGUGUGCCCAGUGUGGGAAAACCUUCAGGCAGAGCUGCAGCCUCUCUAGGCACCUGCGCGUGCACUCGGGGGAGAAGCCCCACACCUGCCACCACUGCGGGAAAGCCUUUGCCCAGAGAGCUAAUCUAAGCCGGCAUGAGAGAACGCACACAGGGGAGAAGCCCUUCCUGUGUGACGUGUGUGGCAGGCCCUUUGCUGUCCGUGCCCAUCUCAGUCAGCACCAGAGGAUCCACACCCACGAGAAACCUUAUCACUGUCCACACUGUGAGAAAACCUUCCGGAGCUGCCCAGGGCUCAGCAGACAUUCACGCCGGUGGCACGCCAACAGCAGCAAUACCAGCCGCAGCCUCUCGGGGGCAGCAGAGCCCCACAAGUCUGGAUUAGUUCCUCAGGUCAGUUGA